AUGGCGUCAUUUAGUGGUAUUAUUCCACAUUGUUUUGGAAACUUCAGCAAUUGUCUCCUAGUGAUGAAUUUAGGGAUGAAUAGCUUUCAUGGAACCUUUACUGCAGCAUUUACAACAGGUCUGGUCUUGAGAUUUAAUAGGUUUCAUGGUCACAUAGACUUUAAGACCAAGAGUAAAGUUCCUUUCACUAAGUUGAGGAUUAUUGACAUAUCUUACAAUGAGUUCAGUGGCCUUUUGCCAACCAAUUAUAUUGAAAAAUUUGAAGCAAUGAUGAAUGUCGAUGAACAUGCAAUGAAAUUGAAAUACAUGGGUGAUAUCUAUUAUUACAAUUAUGUGGUGGUGAUUAUGAAAGGACAUGAGAUUGAAUUUUCAAGAAUCUUAACCAUCAUCUCAAUCAUUGAUUUAUCGAGGAACAAAUUUAUAGGAGAGAUUCUGAAAUCCAUUGGGAGGCUUAAUUCACUUCAAGAUCUUAACUUAUCUCAUAACAACCUCAAAGGCCACAUCGCAACUUCACUUGGAAAUUUGUAA
Molecule: messenger RNA, 528 nt
Organism: Camellia sinensis
Lineage: Eukaryota; Viridiplantae; Streptophyta; Magnoliopsida; Ericales; Theaceae
Source: RefSeq, a predicted model, not a curated record